Messenger RNA from Elephantulus edwardii (Cape elephant shrew), 7260 nucleotides. It is a transcript of the gene SPTA1, whose product is annotated as spectrin, alpha, erythrocytic 1 (elliptocytosis 2). Gene Ontology annotation, molecular function: actin filament binding; calcium ion binding. The transcript is spliced from 52 exons. NCBI's taxonomy places the organism in Eukaryota, Metazoa, Chordata, Mammalia, Macroscelidea, Macroscelididae. The record is from RefSeq and is a predicted model, not a curated record. Bases 1 to 7260 code for a protein of 2419 amino acids. Gene Ontology annotation, biological process: actin cytoskeleton organization. Gene Ontology annotation, cellular component: cortical actin cytoskeleton; cell projection; plasma membrane.
AUGGAGCAGCUUCCAAAGGAAACUGUUUUGGAAAGCAGUGGGCCAAAGGUGUUGGAAACAGCUGAAGAGAUCCAGAAGCGGCGUCAGGAAGUGUUGGCUCGUUAUGAGAGGUUCAAAGAGCUGGUUGCUGAGAGAGGUCAAAAGCUUGAAGAUUCCUAUCACUACCAAGUUUUCAGGCGGGAUGCAGAUGACCUGGAAAAGUGGAUCAUGGAGAAACUCAAGAUUGCAGGAGAUAAGAGCUAUGAAGACCCAACUAACAUACAGGGGAAAUAUCAGAAACAUGAAUCCUUUGAAGCAGAGGUACAAGCAAAAUCAAGGGUCAUUCCUGAACUGGAAGAAAUCAGGGAAGUCCGAUUUGCUGAAGGGCAUUUUGCCCAUGAAGACACAAAGGCUCAUCUGGAAGAGCUGCGCCGCCUCUGGAACCUACUGUUAGAGCUGACUCAAGAGAAAGGUUACCUGCUGCUACAGGUUCUGAAACUCCAGAAGUACUUACAAGAGUGUGCUGAUAUCUUAGAGUGGAUUGGAGACAAGGAGGCUAUAGUAACAUCAGUGGAACUGGGUGAUGACUGGGAACGUACAGAGGUUCUACAUAAGAAGUUUGAAGAGUUUCAAGUUGACCUAGCAGCUCGGAAGGGGAGAGUGGAUGGAGUGAACCAAUAUGCCAAUGAGUGUGCUGAGGAGAACCACCCUGAGCUGCCUUUGAUUAAGUCAAAGCAGGAUGAGGUAAAUGCUGCCUGGGAGCGUCUCCAUGGACUGGCACUUCAGCGACGCAAAACUCUAACUGAUGCUACAGACAUACAGCGAUUUAAAAGGGAUGUGACUGAAGCCAUCCAGUGGAUCAAGGAGAAGGAGCCUCUUCUCACCUCUGAGGAUUAUGGCAAAGACCUUGUUACUUCUGAGGCCCUGUUCCACAGUCAUAAGGGGCUUGAGCGGAAUCUUGCAGUCAUGGAAGACAAGGUCAAGGAGUUGUGUGCAAAAGCAGAGAAGCUGAAUGUCUCCCAUCCUUCAGAUGCACCUCAGAUUCAGAAUAUGAAAGAGGAUCUGGUCUCCAACUGGGAAUACAUUCGUGCCUUAGCUACUAAGAGAUACACAAAGUUACAAGCUUCUUACUGGUACCAGCGGUUCUUAUCUGAUUAUGAUGAACUCUCAGGCUGGAUGAAGGAGAAGACUGCCCUGAUCAAUGCUGACGAGUUACCUACAGAUGUGGCAGGUGGGGAAGCCCUACUGGACAGGCACCAGCAGCAUAAGCAUGAGAUUGAAUCUUAUGAUGAUCGAUUUCAAUCUGCUGAGGAGACUGGUCAAGACCUGCUGGAUGCCAAUCAUGAAGCUUCACAGGAAGUUGAGGAAAAGAUGACAACACUUGCCAACAAUCGGGAAGCCCUGAUGGGACUGUGGCACACGCGUCAGAAUCAAUAUGAGCAGUGCUUGGAUUUGCACCUGUUCUACCGAGACAGUGAACAAGUAGACAGCUGGAUGAGCAGACAAGAGGCCUUCCUGGAUAAUGAAGAUCUGGGAAACUCUCUGGGAAGUGUAGAGGCCCUUCUUCAGAAGCAUGAUGACUUUGAGGAAGCAUUUACUGCCCAGGAAGAGAAGAUUACAACCUUAGACAAGACAGCAACCAAACUGAUUGAUAAUGAUCAUUAUGAUUCAGAGAACAUUGCUACUAUACGAGACUCGUUGUUGGCCAGGCGGGAUGUCUUACGUGAAAGGGCUGCCACUCGACGUGGAAUGCUGGAGGAUUCAUUGCUUCUGCAACAACUGUAUCAGGACUCAGAUGACCUAAAGAACUGGAUCAACAAGAAGAAAAAGUUGGCAGAUGAUGAAGAUUACAAGGAUAUACAGAAUCUGAAAAGUCGAGUACAAAAGCAGCAAGUCUUUGAAGAAGAAUUGGCAACUAAUGAAAUUCUACUCAAUAACUUGGAGAAAACUGGCAAGGAAAUGAUUGGGAGAAAUCACUAUGCUUCUGACAAGGUGGAGGUCCGUUUGAAUGAAGUUGUCAGUCUCUGGAAGGAAUUGUUGGAUGCAACAGCACAAAAAGGGACCCAGUUGCAAGAUGCUAACAAGCAGCUGCAAUUUGAAAAUAAUGCAGAAGAUCUAGAACGCUGGCUUAAGGAGGUGGAGUUGCAGGUGACCUCUGAGGAUUACGGGAGAGGCCUGGCAGAUAUCCAGAACCUGCUCAGGAAACAUGGCCUCCUGGAAUCAGCUGUGGCUACUCGUCAGGAUCAAGUGGACACCCUCACAGACCUGGCUGCAUAUUUUGAAGAAACAGACCACCCUGAUGCUAUGGACAUACGUGCAAAGCAGGAGUCCUUGUUGUCAAGGUUUGAAGCCCUGAAAGAGCCUCUAGUAACCCGGAAAAAUGAACUCAUUGAUCGCCUCCGCUUGCAACAGAUCUGCAGAGACACUGAGGAUGAGGAAGCCUGGAUCCAAGAAACAGAACCCUCAGCAGCUUCCACUCAUCUUGGUACAAACUUGAUUUCCUCCAAGAAUCUCCUGAAUAGGCAUCAAGUUAUCCUAUCCGACAUUGCCAGCCAUGAGCCACGCAUUCGCGUGAUAACAGAGAGAGGAAACAAAAUGGUAGAGGAAGGACACUUUGCUGCAGAAGAUGUGGCCUCUAGAGUGAUGAGUUUGAAUAAGAAUAUGGAGUCUCUACAGGCUCGGGCUAAUAGAAGGCAAAAUGAUCUUGAGGCUAAUGUCCAGUUACAGCAAUACUUGGCUGAUCUGAAUGAAGCAGAAGCAUGGAUUAGAGAGAAAGAACCUAUUGCAAGCAAUACUAACUAUGGUGCUGAUGAAGAAACAGCUGGGGCUCUCCUAAAGAAGCAUGAGGCUUUCAUCGUGGAUCUCAAUGCAUUUGGAAAUAGUAUGCAAGCUCUGAGAGAUCAGGCAAAAGCCUGCCAGCAACAACAAGCUGCACCAGUGGAGGGAGCUGGUCGAGAAGAGAGGGUUAUGGCUUUAUAUGAUUUCCAGGCCCGCAGCACCAGAGAAGUCACCAUGAAGAAAGAUGAUGUCUUAACUUUGCUUAGUUCCAUCAAUAAGGAUUGGUGGAAGGUGGAAAGUGAUGAUCACCAGGGAUUUGUCCCAGCUGUCUAUGUCAGAAAAUUGGCCCAUGAUGAGUUCCCAAUGCUUCCCCGGAGGCGGAGAGAAGAGCCAGGCAGCAUUGCCAGGCGCCAGGAGUAUAUUGAGGACCAGUACCACACCCUCCUUGAUCUAGCUGGUGAACGCAGGCGUCGUCUACGGCAACGUUACAAUGAAUUUCUGCUGGCUUAUGAGGCAGGGGAUAUGCUGGACUGGAUCCGAGACAAGAAGGAAGAGAACACUGGGGUGGAACUAGAUGAUGUUUGGGAGUUGCAAAAAAAAUUCGAUGAGUUCCAAACGGAUUUGAAGACCAAUGAGCCUCGGCUAAGGGAAAUCAAUAAAGUAGCUGACAAUCUACUAUUUGAAGAUCUUCUAACACCAGAAGGAGCUCAAAUUCGACAGGAAGUGAAUACCCGCUGGGGUUCCCUGCAGAGACUGGCGGAGGAACAGCGCCAGCUUCUGGGCAGUGCCCAUGCUGUCCAGAUGUUUCACAGGGAAGCAGAUGACACAAAGGAGAAGAUUGAAAUGAAGUGUCAGGCCCUCAGUGCUGCUGAUCCUGGCUCAGACCUGCUCAGCGUUCAGGCCCUUCAACGACAGCAUGAGGCCUUCCAUCGAGACCUCCUGCCUUUGGGGGAAAAGGUGACCAAUCUGGGGGAAACAGCAGAGCGACUCAUGGAGUCCCAUCCAGAUGCAACUGAGGACCUGCAGAGGCAGCGGCAAGAGUUGAAUGCUGCCUGGGAAGACCUGUUGGGACGUACGGAGGAUCGUAAGGAGAACUUAAAUGAGUCCCAGAAAUUCUACCUCUUCCUCAGCAAGGCCAGGGAUCUUCAGAAUUGGAUCAGCGGUAUUGGUGGUAUGGUAUCAUCACAGGAACUGGCUGAGGACUUAACUGGCACAGAGAUCAUGCUGGAGCGACACCAGGAGCACCGAGCUGACAUGGAGGCUGAGGUCCCAGCCUUUCAGGCAUUAGAGGACUUUGGUGCAGAACUUAUAGCCAGUGAUCACCGUGACAGCCUGGAGAUUGAGAGAAAGCUUCAGGAUGUCAGACAAGAGAGAAAUGACUUAGAGAGAGCUUGGGAACAACGCAAGAAGAUGCUAGACCAGUGCCUGCAGUUGAAGUUAUUCCAAGGAGACUGUGAUCAAGCUGAGAGCUGGAUGAUGGCACGUGAGAACCUCUUGCGGUCAGAUGACAAAGGCUCCUUAGAGAGUCUAGAGGCCUUGAUGAAAAAACGUGAUGACUUGGAUAAGGCAAUCACUGCUCAGGAACAGAAGAUCACUGACCUAAAAAAUUUUGGUGAACGACUCAUAGCUGAUGAGCAUUAUGCCAAGGAGGAGAUUGCUUCUCGGCUCCAACGGGUGCUAGACAGGUGGAAUGCUCUCAAAGCUCAGCUAAUUGUUGAGAGAACAAAGCUUGGCGACUAUGCUGACUUGAAGCAGUUUUACCGUGACCUCGAGGACCUAGAGGAAUGGAUCAGCGAGAUGCUGCCCACAGCCUGUGAUGAAUCCUACAAAGACCCUACCAACAUCCAGAGGAAAUAUAUGAAGCAUCAGACCUUUGAAAAUGAGGUCAAUGGCCGAGCUGAGCAGGUGGAAGCAGUUAUCAACCUGGGGAACUCAUUGAUUGAACGAGGGGCCUGUGAUGGCAAUGAAGAAACCAUGAAGGGACAACUGGAAGACCUAGAAAAACACUGGGACCUAUUGCUUGAGAAAACAAUUGACAAAGGGCAGAAGCUGGAUGAGGCCAGUCGCCAGCAAAGGUUUAACACUGGAAUCCGAGAUUUUGAAUUCUGGCUGUCAGAGGCAGAGACCCUUCUUGCGAUGAAAGAUCAGGCUAGGGACUUGGCUUCUGCUGGCAAUCUGCUCAAGAAGCAUCAAUUAUUGGAAACAGAGAUGCUGGCCCGCAAUGAUGCCCUCAAGGACUUGAAUGAAUUGGCUUCUGAACUGCUCUCCAGUGGGACAUUCAAUGAGGACCAGAUUGUGGAGAAAAGGGAUAGUGUCAAUAAGCGUUUCUUGAAUGUACAAGAUUUGGCAGCUGCACACCAUGAAAAACUAAAAGAAACUUAUGCCUUAUUCCAGUUCUUUCAGGAUCUAGAUGAUGAGGAAUCCUGGAUAGAGGAGAAAUUGGUGCGUGUGAAAUCCCAGGACGAUGGGAGGGAUCUGCAAGGUGUUCAGAACUUACUGAAGAAGCACAAGCGCCUCGAGGGAGAGCUGGUGGCACAUGAGCCAGCCAUUAAGAGAGUGUUGGAUAUGGCAGAGACGCUGGGAGACAAGGACGCUGUGGGACGAGAGGAGAUCCAGGAGCGACUGGCACAGUUUGUUGAACACUGGGAGAAACUGAAAGAGUUGGCCAAGGCUCGAGGGAUCCGGUUGCAAGAGUCUCUAGAAUACUUGCAAUUCAUGGAGAAUGCUGAGGAAGAGGAGGCUUGGAUGGAUGAAAAGGAAGCUAUGGUUGCCCGAGGGGAAUCUGGAGACACACUGGCUGCUACUCAGAGUUUGUUAAAGAAGCAUGAAGUUCUGGAUAGUGACUUUGCCAUCCAUGAGUUCCGAGUACAAAAUGUGUGCACUCAAGGAAAAGAUAUCCUGAGCAAGGUGAGUCAAUCCAAGGAUUGCAAAGAGGAGAUUUCUGCUAAGCUUGAGUCUCUGAAUGAAAAGACUCCUGUACUGGCCAAAGCAAUAAAUGCAUGGAAGCUGCAGCUGGAGGAUGAUUAUGCUUUUCAGCAGUUUAACUGGAAGGCUGAUGUGGUAGAGGCCUGGAUAGCCGAGAAGGAAAAAAGCCUGAAGAUCAAUGGUAAUGGUACAGACCUAGCUGCCUUCCUCACUCUACUGGCAAAGCAGGAUACUCUGGAAGCCAGCCUGCGAAGCUUCCAGCAGGAGAGGCUGUCUGAGAUCACGGACCUGAAGGACCAGCUGGUAGCAGCCCAGCACAGCCAAACCAAAGCCAUUGAGGAGCGCCAUGCUGCUCUCCUGAGGCGCUGGGAACAGCUGCUGGAGGCAUCUGCAGCCCACAGACAGAAGCUGCAGGAUAAGCAGUUGCCCUUACAGAAGGCUGAGGAGCUAUUUAUGGAAUUUGCGAACAAGGCUUCAGCUUUCAACAAUUGGUGUGAGAAUGCAGAGGAAGAUCUAUCAGAGCCUGUACACUGCAUCUCCCUGAAUGAGAUCCGGCAGCUACAGAAAGACCAUGAGGUCUUCUUGGCCUCCUUGGCUGAUGCUCAAGCUGACUUCAACCAUUUGCUGGAGUUAGACAGCCAGAUUAAGGCCCUGAAUAUGCCAUCCAGUCCUUAUACCUGGUUAACAGUGGAGGUGCUAGAAAGGUUCUGGAAACGCCUGCUUGGCAUUGUCAAGGAACGUGAACAGGAGUUGCAAAAAGAGGAAGCAAGACAGGUCAAGAACUUUGAGAUGUGCCAGGAAUUUGAACAGAAUGCCAGUGCCUUCCUGCAGUGGAUCUUAGAGACCAGAGCAUAUUUUCUGGAUGGAUCUUUACUGAAGGAAACAGGAACUUUGGAAGCUCAAUUGGAAGCUAAUAAAAGGAAACAGAAGGAGAUCCAGGCUAUGAAGCGCCAGCUGACCAAAAUUGAGGAACUUGGGGAAAACUUGGAAGAUGCGCUGAUUCUUGACAUAAAAUACAGCACCAUUGGUCUGGCUAAGCAGUGGGACCAACUCUAUGAAUUUGGGAUGCGAAUGCAACACAACCUGGAACAACAGAUCCAAGCCAAGGACACAAUUGGUGUGAGUGAAGAGACACUAAAGGAAUUUAGCACAACCUUUAGACAUUUUGAUGGGGAUUUGACAGGGCGCUUGACUCAUAAGGAUUUCCGGUCCUGCCUAAGAGGACUCAAUUACUACCUGCCAAUGGUGGAGGAGGAUGAACCUGAGCCCAAGUUUGAGAAGUUUCUCAAUGUUGUUGACCCAGGGAGGAAAGGUUAUGUUUCAUUGGAGGACUACACUUCAUUCCUGAUCGACAAAGAGUCAGAGAACAUCAAAUCCAGUGAUGAAAUAGAGGAUGCCUUCCAUGCCCUGGCAGAGGGCAAGUCUUAUAUUACCAAAGACGACAUGAAACAGGCCCUAACUCCAGAACAAGUGUCCUACUGUACUUCACAUAUGCAACAAUAUGUGGACCCACGAGGUCGAAGUCACCUUGCUGGCUAUGACUAUGUUGGCUUUACCAAUUCCCACUUUGGUAGCUGA